UUGUUAUUUUGUUAGCAGGAUGCCAUGAGACAUUCAGAAUUUCGCGCUGGAUUUUUUUCGCACCAGAUGUGGGGAAUAAUACAAUAGAGAAAAUGGGAGAUUUGGAUUCUGGUUAUGAAGAGGUGGACGGCGUAAAGCUUGGGUACCUUAUUAUUAAGGGGAAACAAAUGUUUGCCCUUUCCCAGGUUUUCACCGAUCUUUUGAAAAAUAUACCAAGAACUACUGUUCACAAACGAAUGGAUCACUUAAAAAUAAAUAAGCAUCACUGUGACCUGGAGGAAUUAAGGAAACUCAAAGCAAUACACUCUAUAGCUUUCCAUGCAGCUAAAUGUACUCUUAUUUCAAGGGAAGACGUAGAAACUCUGUAUACUUCUUGUAAAACCGAACGUGUGCUAAAAACCAAAAGAAGAAAAUUAAACCGGAGUUUUUCUUCGAAGGAGCAUGGCGAAGAGCAGAUCUCCCCAGAUUCCUACAAUAGUUUUUUGAAACAAAACAAAGUUUGGCUUAGUUUACAUGGGGCUCCCCAGCCCUUUUCAUUUAAAAGCAAACCUAUACAACAGGAGGAAGCAGGCUUGCUCCCGGCUUCCAAUCUACCUCAUAUUUACAGUAAAUACGCUGGUCACGGUUACCCAGCGAUGACCAGAUUGCCUUGCACAAAUCCUCAAAACUAUGAAACAGCUCAAAUACCCAGUAACUAUGUAGCAUUUCACCCGAGUCAUUCGUUUUUUCGGAGUGUGGUUUGCAGCAGACACCCAGUUUUCUAUCAAUCCGCCAUUGUGACUCAGCCCAAGCUCGCAAGCACGACUGAUCUGACUUGCAAAAGAAAAAGAUCACAAGAAAGCACAGGGAAGCACUUUUGGAAUUCCAGCAUCACCAGUCGGCGAGUUCUGCUUGCCCCAAAACGUUGCAAGUCUAAAGUAGCUUCUUUGGAUAGAUUUCACAUCGAACACGGGCUGUAUCUUGGUCACCAGCAAGGAACUUUACAGGAAAGCUACAGUAGUGACUCGGAGUCCAGUUCUUUUUCAGAUCGUGCUGAUAACGACUCGGAUUUUGGCUCAAGUUUAUCCACUACUAGCAACUCGGGAACGUCUGAUGACGACGAUGAGGAGUCGCUGUCUGAUUCUUCAGAUGGCCCUUCUGAUGAAGACAGCUCCUCUCAGUCGGAUUCUAGCUCAGUUUCCAGCCAGGUGUCUGUGCAGAGUAUACGGUUCAGACGAACUAGUUUUUCAACCCCUAAUAACAAACCCCCUUUAUUAGCACAGCCUACGUUUUACUACAAUAUACAACCCAAAUGCAUAAAUAAUACAGAAACAACUGUGCUAGAGGAUGACAUUUCAAAUGGGAAACUGCAAAAAUAUUUGAAACCCGCUAUUGUUACAAAAAGACACGAGCAAGGCUGGACAUCCAAACCACGAAAAGCCUUAUGCUCCACUAGUCUUGGGGGUUGCUUUAUCGGGACUAGGAGCGACAGGAUAUCACAGAACGCAUUCUCACACUCUGAAAUUUCAGAUAAUCUAAAGAGGACUGACCCAACAAUUAACUCCGUUAAAGAGAGAGGCUCUUCACUUAGCCCAAAGGAAAACACAGCAUUUCCACAACAAAGAAUAGCAGGACAGGCAAACUGCCCCCAAGCAUCCAGCUCACACUGUGCAGAAAACAAUGAAACAAUAGUCUCUAAGCCCUCAGAUAAUGAUUCUUCAUUAGUAAUACAUUUUAAAAAAGAAACGAAAAUUGGCAAUUGUGGUAAAUUGUCACCGGAUUCACGGAUUUUAAAAACUGAACAGGAUUUAAUUCAAAAUAGUCCCGAUAAGAACACUGACGCUGUUAAUAAAGGAGAAACUUUUCUGCACAGUGUGAAAAUAAAAGUGGAGGAAAACUGUUAUGACGACUACAGCCCUGAAGAUCAAUUCUUCACAAAUGGAUAUGAGUGCAAUGUUAACAAGAAAGAAGUUUCUACUACUGCCAGUAACCUAACUUGUGAAGACAACCCGAAGGACACUUUAACACAUGCACAUGAAAACAUUUAUUCGUGCAUUGAAAGCCCAACCACUUCCCCCAAAAACCAGGAUUUUCAAGGCACUUUACGCACUCCUUAUCUAGAGGAAUGGGAGUAUAAAAACGGUGCGAGGGUGAGAAAGAACUACAGGACUCUUGUAUUAGGAAAGCGACCUGCACUGCACACGACUCCAGUCAGGCUAAAUGUGAAAUCAGACAGGAGUCCACGUUCUACAGGUAAAAACGUGUUUCACGAAGGAACACUGGAAGAUUGUACAGGUACAAGCAAGCGCAAACGAGUAGCCAGCGGUGUAGCAUCAGCGGUGAAAAAGCCGUUUAAUUUCAUGGCAAAUUUCCCCACUCCACCGUCACUAAUUAUUGGCAGUGAUGGGGAUUUGUGCCCUGCUUAUUCAUUAAACUCUCUGAAGGAUCCCCAACCACUUCACAAGGCCCAUCCCGUCUGGAAAUGGCAACUUGGCAGUUCUGCAAUACCUCUCCCACCUAGCCACAAAUUCAGGAAAUUUAAUUUAUGACACUCGUUAUCAGUAAAAUAUAUUGCAUUUCUUUUGAUGGGAAAGUAAUAAUUGCUUAAUCUGUGCCCAGAUGUAGUGAUUGUGGCAAAACAACUGCAUCUUGAAAAAUGGAAUAAUGUUGAUAAACAAGCUCUGAAGAUCGCAAUGGGAUUAUUUCUGUUCUGUAAGACUUGGUUUUGUAUGGAUAAACAUUCCACAAUGUAAACUACUGCUGUCGUACUUUGAAGUACUUUUAAUGUUGUGCACCUGGAUUUGGGACACUUUAAUGCUUUACUAAUUAACACCAAGUACCUCAAACAUUUCUACAAUAAACGACAAAACAAGUUUAAAUAGAAAACACAUAUUAGACAUGAGCCAUUUAAUUUAUGCACUAUAGUUUUGCAAGAGUUUUGACGUAUUGUAAUGGUUAUUUUUGUGUUGAGACUGUAUAGUGGCAAUAUAGUAUAAAUGAAAAGCAGUUGUGUUUUUUUUUCUGAGACAAACUUUUGCAAAACUUUUGCUGCACUGUAAUGAAAUGUCUUUAUUCUCAUAUAAAUGCAAUUUUAAUUUA
This is a messenger RNA of Acipenser ruthenus (sterlet), 3078 nucleotides long. RefSeq names its product SKI/DACH domain-containing protein 1-like. The transcript has a single exon. The record is from RefSeq and is a predicted model, not a curated record. The coding region runs from base 93 to 2528 and encodes 811 amino acids. NCBI's taxonomy places the organism in Eukaryota, Metazoa, Chordata, Actinopteri, Acipenseriformes, Acipenseridae.